Molecule: messenger RNA, 1995 nt
Organism: Fomitopsis serialis
Lineage: Eukaryota; Fungi; Basidiomycota; Agaricomycetes; Polyporales; Fomitopsidaceae
Product: cytochrome P450
Exons: 12
Coding region: 168-1697 (509 amino acids)
Molecular function (GO): oxidoreductase activity, acting on paired donors, with incorporation or reduction of molecular oxygen; heme binding; monooxygenase activity
Source: RefSeq, a predicted model, not a curated record
UUAGUCCCGUCGAUGGACAUGGCAUUUACGAUCCAAGCGGCGACAACACGGCUGGAUGGAGCUUUCAGCUUCAAUAGCAUGCGGCAACAUGACUCUUCGUUCAGACUGUUAAAAGGAAGCUGCAACGCUCGACCAUCCUGAGGCCCAAUACCUCAGCCCUCCUGUCAAUGGCUAUAGUCAUAGGUGUCGUCGAUGUCUUGGCCCUCAUUUCGCUCAUUUACAUCAUAGCACGUCUGACCUCGAGUCGAGCGCGAGGACACCUACCUCCCGGUCCACCUGGGUGGCCUCUCAUCGGGAAUAUCUUCGACGUGCCGAAGCCGUUCGUGUGGAAGACAUUUGCGAAAUGGAGUACUCAGUGGGGAGACAUCAUGAUGCUAAAUCUGCUUGGUCAGACAAUCCUGGUCCUGAAUUCCCCGAGCCUUGCCUUCCAAUUACUCGACAAGAAAGGCGUAGUAUACUCGGACAGACCAAGAUCACCAGUGAUCAGCGAGAUAAUGGGGUGGGGACGUGCCAUUGCCCUGCGUCACUAUGGCCCGACGUUGAAAGACCUUCGUAAACUUGUCGCCCAGAAGAUAGGCAAUCGUACCGCUCUACUCGGCCUGUCGAUCCAUCUUGAACGCGAAGUUCUCAAUUUCCUGUGUCGUAUCAUAUCCGAUCCCAACACAUUGACGAAACAAGUAGAUCAGUAUACCACCGCUUCGAUUCUACGAAUCAUAUACGGCUUUGGCAUCAAAGAAGGCGAUGAUGAGCUAGCCAACAUUGUCAAACGCGCAAUGGCUAAUUUUUCUGUCGCCACUGCACCGGGAACUUACUUAGCGGAUGUCUUUCCAAUUUUGACAAAAAUCCCCUCUUGGCUUCCUGGUGCAGGAUGGAAGAGGCAAGCACAGACGUGGCGCGCAUUCUUCACUACGAUGCGAGAACUUCCGCUCAAACACUCCAAGCUACACUUGCAAGCCGGCACAUUAGAACCUUGUUUCGUAUCCGAAUACCUGGAACAGAACGAUGACCCAGAAUAUGAAGACCUAAUUGCUGACGCAGCUACCUCACUAUAUGCUGGCGGUGCUGAUACGUCAACGGGAGCGGUUCUCGCCCUCUUUCUAGCUAUGAUGUGCUACCCUGAGAAGCAAAAGAGGGCGCAGGACGAGAUCGACAACGUCAUUGGAAACGAUAGACUUCCCUGUGUGGCUGACCUCGACCGGCUCCCUUAUCUGAAGGCACUUUGUUGGGAGGUGUUGCGAUGGCAUGCCAUCACUCCUGUAGGGAUACCUCAUAAUCUCACAGAAGACGAUGAGCAUGCGGGCUUUUUCAUACCUAAGGGAACAACAGUCUUCCCCAAUAUUUGGGCCAUGCUUCACGAUCGUGGUUUAUACUCGAAUCCGGAAGAAUUCAAUCCAGACAGAUUUGUUCCCUCUGGCAGUUCGGAACCGGAAUAUGAUCCCCGUCAGAUAUGUUUUGGGUUUGGAAGACGUAAAUGCCCAGGCCUCCAGUUGGCUGGUAUGUCGCUGUCCCUUGUUGCGGCUAUGACCCUCUCCGUCUUCAACAUUUCGAAGCCGGUGGUUGACGGCAAGGUUGUGGAGCCUUCGAUGCAAUUCAGUGGCAAGUUGGUUAGCCAUCCUUGUCCCUUUGAGUGCGACAUUCGGCCACGAUCAGCCAAAGCUGCAGCGCUGCUAUCAUCCGCACGCGACAGCCGUGUCUGACGGUUAUAAGUUUGGCUAUGGUGGAUCCUAGAUUGGACGUGAAAGGGUCAUAUUCGAUGUAUGCCAUUGUACAGUGCACGAUAUAACACUCGAUGCAUAGUAGUUUGUGGCGUGUAUCUUAUGUUCGAGGGUCAACACACGCUGAUGCUUCAGACAGGCGUCGCUGUUGAAAGUAAAAACCCUCUCGCUACGUGAAUCAGCCUUCUCGGAGUGCUCGCAUGAGUCCACCUGAGCACUAGAUGCACCUCGCCGUCUUCACUUCAUCAGAGUCGCGAGUUCACUCUGGCGUGUUCGCUCA